This is a messenger RNA of Didymodactylos carnosus, 898 nucleotides long. The record is from the annotation of a GenBank genome assembly. NCBI's taxonomy places the organism in Eukaryota, Metazoa, Rotifera, Eurotatoria, Philodinida, Philodinidae.
AUGUCUUAUGGCGAAAACACAUUUCUGUUUGAUUUUAUAACUCAAUCAAAUUUACGGUCAAAAUUUGAUAUAUUAGUACUGUUAGAAAAUUUCUAUAACAAAUUUGAUUGCGCAAGAUCAUUUCUCAGUAGAAAGUUACGUAUGCGAUCGGAAAUUCCCGAUUUUUUUGGUUCUCUUGUUAAUAUGGAUGAGUUUUAUGAAUUAAAUCCAACAAAGGAAUCUUCCUGUCUACUAUGGGAAAAACUGUUAAAACAAGCAAGAGUCAACUUUUUUCAAGAAAAUAAGCGCGAUAUGAAAGUUGAAGAUUUAAUCAAAGAGUUACGCGCAGCAGGAUUAAAUAAAAUGGCUACCAAUUUAGAGGCUCUGUUAUUUUGGAAUAUUGUUCCUUUAAAAGUAAAGUUGAAAGUUCUAAUCAGGUAAACAAAUUAGCACGUUAUCUCCAGUUAUUCUAAAUUUAACUUCAAAAGCUUCUACUGAUGGAUGAGAUUAUCAAAAUUUACUCCUUCAAUACAUAUCGAAAUCUGUUAAAAUUGUUUUACUCAUGAGAAAAACCGGGUCGCGUUCACUUGGCCGACAAUCACUUGGCCGACACCAUUUCGCCGACAAAUUGUUUGACCGACAUGUACACUUCGCCGACAACUCAUUUGGCCGACAAAUAUCUGAAGUCAAAAAAAGUGAAAUUUCUUGAAAAUAUUACGUCAGAAUUUUUUUUAAAUUCACCUACGUAAUAGUGUGAUUCACUGUUUGUUAGCGGAAUAUUGAUCUAACUAGAGAUAUAUAUGUAUAUCGUACGUGUCAUCUAUGUAGGAUAGCAGAACAGAAGAAAGAAAGAAAAAACGAAAAUACCAGAUAUAACUGUGUUACACUAUAACGCUGUUUUUCUUUCCUAUCUUUCACU